AUGCCUAAUAUUGACCACUUAGAAAAAAAACCUUUUGCCACCAGCCGGGCUAACCUGCUUAACGUCCGUCGGGAGGAAAUCCUCUACCGGGAAGACAUCAAAACCUCGUUCGGUUAUGCGAUUGCCGGAAUUACCGUCUCGUUAGCUAUUGCCGGUGGUGUUUAUGUCAUUGCAGCCACCAAAAUUUCUGACCCAGUAACUAAUGACCCCGACCCUGUUACUAAAUUUCACCAGCGACAAGCCAAAACGGAACAACUAAAUAAUCAUGCUAAUUUAAAAGAGAACUUGGAAACCAAAACCACGGAGUUUAAGAAUUUACUGAAAGAAAAUAUCGCUUACGGGCAAAAAACCCAACGAGCUUUAGUAGCGAUUGCCUUAGAUAUUCAAUCACUGCUGAACAUGAAAAAACUUUUGCAAAAGAUUUUAGCCCAAGCCAAAGAUGAAAUAGAUGAAAUGGCGGCUGUGCAAGCGUUUGAAGUUAGUUAUGAAUUAGCCUGA
This is a messenger RNA of Entrophospora sp. SA101, 498 nucleotides long. NCBI's taxonomy places the organism in Eukaryota, Fungi, Glomeromycota, Glomeromycetes, Entrophosporales, Entrophosporaceae. The record is from the annotation of a GenBank genome assembly.